CAAAAAUAUUUGAUAAACUUUUUUUCCCUCCUCCCAGUCUCUUGAAGAACUAGAAGAAGCUACAGGGAUGACGAUGGAGCUAGAAUGAAAGAGCCGACGGUAUUUUGGAAAUAUGAUUCGGAGAAGACUGUAAAUUAUCCGGAGCGAAAAUUCGAUUUGGAUCUCAAGACAUCAAGUCUGGAAAAACUUGCAAACAAGGAGGCAAGAAGCAGAAUUUCUCGCGUAGAAACUUUCUGAAGCAAAACUUUCCUACAUAUCCCAGAUGAGGAAUAUUAGCGCAAUGACACGCACUUAGGAGAAGAGUUUGGGGGAUAAAGUUUCUUUCUUUUGAAUUCUUUUUAAAGGCGCACCAAGGGACGUUAAAAUCGCCUGACGCAGGGAGACAAGAUUGUAUCAGUGUAUCUGUAUCCUGUCCUUGCUGCCGGAGGGCGAUGGGGGCCGCGCCGGGCUCGGGCUGGGAGGAGGGAGAGUUCGAGUUCAAGUUGGUGUUUGAGGAGGAUCCGCCGUCGCGGCAGAGCCAGGGUCCAUCCCCGGCGCGCACUGCCGAGGCGGAGAGCUCCGCUGCCGGGGAGGAAAGUGAAGGCGCCCUGCUGCAACUGGACUCCUCCAGCAGCAGCAGCCUGGUUACAGACAACCACCUGGCUGCCUCUCACACAGGUCACUCAAUCGACAUCCCCAGCCCGCCACCCGCGUCCAGUCAGCGGGCAGGGAUGCAUUCCCCACCUCCACGAAGGGAUCACUUCAAUAAGUUCAGCGGCACCUAUGAGAGCCUGCCGGCACGCUCUGUACAGGUUUCUGAAUCUCGUGUGGUCGAGUGCCCCAGCAUCCAGAUAACCACCAUUUCGCCUGAAGAUGACCCAACACCCACUAUUUCCAGUUACUGGGACAUGGGCAACAGCGGCGGGUGGGACAGAGAGCGCCUUUACCUGCCUCUACUGGAUCCUUUUAGCUAUCGUGACAGAUGCCCCAGCUCCCUCAGCCCCAGCCCCGCCUCUAGCCCCUCCUCUCGAGGCUGGCUCAGUCCCGCUUCCAGCUGCGACUCUCUGCUGGUGGAGGAGGAGGAGUUGAACGAAGGCAGCAUCAAUUUUGGGCACUCGUCAUCCUCAAGGCCCACCUCACCUAGUGGGAAGAAGCGUAGAAACUCCCCGCUGGCGUCUCCAUGUACAUCGCGCAGAGGCAGUUACUCAGAGGAACUGCAGGGGUGCAACCUGGAGGGUGGAGAGUCCACCCCUCAGUCUCAAGGUCCUCCCAGCAGCUGUGAGCUCAGCAUUCCUCAGAAAACCAGGAAGACAUCAUUGGAGCAGUUAUCUCCCAGGGAGGUGGACCAGGAGCAGGCUCUGGGCCACAGCUCUCCCUGCCCACUGCCAGAGACCCAGCAGACCAGGAGAGAGCCCCCAUCUGUGGGCAUGGACUACCUCUCUGUUCCCCCUCCUCUGGCCUGGGGCAGAACGCGAGCCAGCGCCCACAGCCCUCUAUUCAGGUCUAAUGCCCUGCCGCCACUUGAUUGGCCUCUGCCAUCCCAGUUUGACCAGUAUGAGCUGCGUAUUGAGGUCCAGCCUCGGCCACACCACAGAGCCCACUACGAGACGGAGGGCAGCAGAGGAGCCGUCAAAGCUGCACCGACUGGACAUCCUGUUGUCAAGCUGUGUGGUUACACAGAGAGGAAGCCGCUCUCUCUUCAGGUUUUCGUUGGAACAGCUGAUGACCGAUCAAUUAGACCACAUCCUUUCUAUCAGAUACACAGAGUGACUGGAAAGAUGGUGGGCACUGCCAGUCACGAGAGCGUCCAGGUGGGGACCAAACUGCUGGACAUCCCCCUCAGCCCCGAGAACAACAUGACUGCUCUCAUCGACUGUGCCGGGAUUUUGAAACUGAGGAACUCAGACAUUGAGCUGAGGAAAGGAGAAACAGAUGUUGGAAGGAAAAACACACGUGUUCGUUUGGUGUUUCGUACCCACCUCCCUAUAGUGCCCCCUUCAGCACCCCCUGGACGGGUGUUGGCUCUGCAGGUUGCCUCUCUGCCCAUCGAAUGCUCCCAGCGUUCGGCCCAGGAGCUGCCUGUCAUCGAGUCGGUCAGCCUCACUUCCUGCUCUGUGGAAGGAGGGGAGGAGCUGCUGCUGAGCGGCACAAACUUCCUGCCAGUCUCCAGAGUCCUUUUCAUGGAGAGAGGGACAGAUGGUAAAUUACAGUGGGAGGAGGAGGCUCAUGUUGACCGUGACAACAGCAAUGAGUGUCUGUUAUGUGUGAGGGUCCCAGCCUACAGUGACCUUUCCGUCAGUCGGCCUGUGUCGGUCAAUCUUUAUGUUUCUAAUGGGAAAAGGAAAAGGAGCAGCACUCACUGCUUCAAGUAUUUACCCAUUAUGUUCAAAGAGGAUGAUCCCCUGCUCUCUCGACCCCCAAUGCUGCCUCUGGAUGGCGGAAACAUGUGUCCUGCAGGGGGUCCACCCAGGAUAGACAGAGGCUUCCAUGUGAGAGGGGACCAGAUGUCUGAGGAGCGAAACCUGAGCUUCCACCUACCCCCCUACCCCUCCACCUAUUCCUCUCCGUGCCCACCCAUAAACUACAAUGAGGAGUACUGCUCUAAACCUGAUGCAGCGGUGGACGAGCCCGGCGGGACCAGGCCAGCCCUAUCCGAACGUCACCCCAGUUUUGAGAACCUAGAGCUGGGCUUCACCGAGCUCCUUCCCCCUCUGUACCCCCGUGGUCCGCAGCCUCCCUCACCCUCACCUUCCCCAUGGCUGGACUCACCCUACUUGUCCUCUUCACCCUCUCCUUCCCACUCAUCCUCUCUCAGCCCUUUCCCAGCGGGAAGUCCUAUCUCAACCUCCCCUCUGCCUCCCAUCCCCAACUCCCCUUACCCACAGUACUCUGCUUAUGCUCAGGAGGUGUGUCCCUCCCCUCCUACCAACCCAAACCCCUAUCAGGAUAUCUGCCCAGCAUCCUACUCCCACUAUGAGGGCUGGGACCCCCAGGGAAGGGUGCUGGAUACAGGAAAUGGGGGAGAGAGGGAUGCCAAAAUCCAGGAGUGUCCAUUGGAGUUUACCAGCUCUGCCUCUAUGCACCACAUUACCUUUGAAGAAGUAUCAGAGUUCAUCGGGGAGGACAUCCAGUCUUACCAGCCAGGCUCACAGAUGGACAACCAGCCAAACUGAGCUGAGAGGGCCCCCGUUUGAUAUUCAGCCUCAUUUUAAAUUCCUUAUGCACUCGGUAUUAAGAUGUGUCGCUGCAGUUACAUGUAAUAUUGAAAGGGGAUUACCAGGACACUGUUGUAAU
Molecule: messenger RNA, 3273 nt
Organism: Oreochromis niloticus (Nile tilapia)
Lineage: Eukaryota; Metazoa; Chordata; Actinopteri; Cichliformes; Cichlidae
Gene: nfatc4
Product: nuclear factor of activated T cells 4
Exons: 13
Coding region: 432-3152 (906 amino acids)
Biological process (GO): regulation of transcription by RNA polymerase II; cytokine production; calcineurin-NFAT signaling cascade
Cellular component (GO): transcription regulator complex
Molecular function (GO): RNA polymerase II cis-regulatory region sequence-specific DNA binding; DNA-binding transcription factor activity, RNA polymerase II-specific; transcription factor binding
Source: RefSeq, a predicted model, not a curated record